CAGUCAGGGUCAGCCAAUCAAUCAGUAGACGAAUGACAUGAUCCCCGCGAUCCGCAACUGGUAGCACGACUCUUCUCUUCACUUCUUCCUAGCAUACCGCAUCUGUAGCACCACUUCACUCCCGCAGCAUACCGUCCUCCUCGCCCCUGGCGUCAGUUCAAGCGCAGGACAAUCGAUACCUCACACGAAAGCAGGCUCGCGCCUCUUCCUCUUCAAGCGUCUUGCCACCUGCCCAUCAUGGCGACCAACUACCCCUUUUCCAACAACCACCGAGCUCAAAGCGACCACACGCAUGCAGCCAAUGGCUACAACUACUAUCCUGAACAAGACCAGUACGAAUUUCACGACGCUUCCACUGGGCAAGAGUACGACAAUGCUGCCACGAACGAUCGCAGCUCGGUGCAGCAGCAUGGAGCAGAUUGGGGACAGAACGACGCCGCUCGCUACAACGACAAUGGUGGCUACAGAGGAACUGAUUCGCGCGACCUGAAUGCGCCACAAGGCUACGGUCAGAACGACUAUAAUGAGAAGAAUGCCGCAACAGGCGCUGGCAUCGUGGGUGGGUACGGACGCAAGAGUCGCUUUGGCCAGUCCAACCGCGACUCGGUCUUCUCAGCCGACGACCGCCACGUCUUCUUCCGACGCAGCUGGCCUGUCAGGACACUACGGACACUCUUCUGCAUCAUCAUCUGUGCCAUCAUCAUCAUCAUCACCGUAGUCCUGCUGGUCAUCACAUUCGCGCUACCGCCCAAUGUCGCCCUCCUUUCGGUCAAUGUCCCCACCACCGAUGACUUCUCCAUCUCCGGUUCCACAUUCAGCGCCAAUGGCUCCAUCAACUUUGCUAUUUCCAACCCGAACCCAUUCUCUGCUACCAUCAACCACAUCACUGCAAACGUCUACGAUGCUGCACUUGCAGACAGUACAUCGAUUGGAAAUGGUAGUCUGAUCGACCAAAAGAUUGCGGGAAACGCGAACACGACCGUCGUCUUCCCAUUCGACAUUGGACUGGAUGUUUCUUCGUCGGGUGAGACCUUGAUCGACAGUGUCGUCUCACAAUGUGGCAUUGGGACAACCUCAAGUACUGGCCAGAAGCUCACUGCUCUCAUACAAGUUAGCGCCCGUAUCACCGUCCUCUCCGUCGGCGUCAACAUUCCCAUCUCACGCAACGUCAGCUUCAGCUGUCCCACCAGCGAGCUAACAUCCAUCCUCGAAAGUCUCACCGGCAAAAGCUCUGCCGCUGCAGCUGUUGCCGCCCUCACGGGUAGUAGCAGUCGUCGCAGUCUUGCGGAAGUUCUGGCUGGGAAAGAAGGGCAACUCGAGGCGAGAGGUGGACUCAGUCUUCUGCCCGAAGGGGAAAAGUUCGACUGGGAGCUCAACAGGAGGGAGAUCUUCCGACAGCUCCUCGAGCCGUGGUUCCCUCGAGCAGCAGCAGAGUCAGCCAAGACGUCUGACCUGAAGGAAGAGGUAGAGAGGAGGUCUCUCAACCCGGAUCUUUGAAAACCCUUUGUAUCUGCAUAUAUCACCUGGUUGUGAGCUGAGGGACACAGCGCAUUGGUCGCCUUUUUGCUGUCCCAUCUCACUUCCACUCUGUACAUAAUCCGCACAAUAGUCCAUUGAACAAGAACAAGGACAAGGACGAGGACAUUCUUCUACUUUUCUUCCCGAUCCAGUCCAGUCUAGUCUAGUACAUACCGCCCGUGAUGCAAUUGAACACUCUGUAGCCCUUCUCU
Microstroma glucosiphilum is the source of this 1730-nucleotide messenger RNA. RefSeq lists its product as hypothetical. NCBI's taxonomy places the organism in Eukaryota, Fungi, Basidiomycota, Exobasidiomycetes, Microstromatales, Microstromataceae. Bases 238 to 1497 code for a protein of 419 amino acids. The record is from RefSeq and is a predicted model, not a curated record. The transcript is spliced from 2 exons.